AUGACGGGUUUUCACAGGUUUUCCUUCCACUUUGCAGAUUAUCCCGCGUUUGCGGGGCCAAUCGGUAACGUCACGGCGGCCAGUGGCAGAGAAGCUAUUCUCCUGUGCACCAUUAAGGGAUUAGGUACCUUCAAGGUGGGAUGGCUCAGGGCGGAGGACCAGACGAUCCUAUCAAUAGGUGAGCGAACGGUCCUUCAUUCGUCGAGAAUCACCGCUUCCCUGGAGAACGUGAGGCCGAAAAACCAGAGCCUUUCGAGGGAGGCCGAAGAGACAACGUGGAGGCUGAGAAUCCGGCAGCUGGGAGAUAGCGACCGCGGGUGUUACAUGUGCCAAGUCAACACGGAGCCCAUGUUGAGCCAGCUGGGCUGCGUUGACGUCCUAGUCGCUCCUGACAUUCUGACCACCGGGACGUCGGAGAGCGAGGUCUCGGUCACGGAGGGCGAAAACGCAACCCUGGUCUGCAAGGCCUCCGGGAGACCUCCCCCUCAGAUCUCCUGGCAGAAUGAGAAGAAUAGGUACAUACUGAUGAGAGGAGCAUACGACCAGCUGGUGCAAGUGGACAACCCGGCAGGCGAACGACUGGAUUUAACCAGAGUGGACAGACGACAGAUGGGAGCUUACCUAUGCAUCGCGAAGAACGCCGUGCCUCCGGCUGUCAGCAAAAGGGUCUAUCUGAGAGUAAACUUUCCGCCGAGCGCCAGGGUGGCAAACCAGCUGCUGGGCUCUCCCCUGAACACGAGCGUGUCGCUGGUGUGUCUGGUCGAGGCCUUCCCAAAGACCAUCAACUUCUGGAAAAGAAGUGAGCAGGUUAUCAUGAGCGGCGGAAGAUAUGAAAUCCUCGAGAUCUGGGACCUGGAGGAGGAAUGGAAGGCGACGAUCGAGCUGAAAAUAAGGGGCCUGCAGAAGGCGGACCUAGGGGAGUACACGUGUUCCGCCACCUCCAGCAUCAGCAAGGCGGAAGCCACCCUCAGGGUCUACGAGAUCGAACCGGCCACCCUGCCCACCAAGGCCACGCCGAUCAACUGGAAGAAGCUGGGGAACCGAAGUAAAGGGAAAUCCGCGCAAUUGACGACCCUUGGUCGGAUGUCUUACCAGCUGAGCACCCCGGCUAUGCAGAAGAGCACUUCGAGGCUCAUCUUCGGCAGCAAGUACGCCACGACCACCACCGCGGAUCCGCGGGCGCAUUUGAAGCGCGACAAGAACGCCCUGAAGGAGAACGACGUCCUGAAUCUGCGAAACGGGUGCAUCCUCCUCGUCGCAAAUCGUGCGUGCACGAUGUACAUAAUGCUCUUCUUUCUGAUUUUUCGGUAA
This is a messenger RNA of Orussus abietinus, 1311 nucleotides long. RefSeq names its product lachesin. The record is from RefSeq and is a predicted model, not a curated record. The transcript is spliced from 8 exons. Lineage: Eukaryota; Metazoa; Arthropoda; Insecta; Hymenoptera; Orussidae. Bases 1 to 1311 code for a protein of 436 amino acids. Gene Ontology annotation, cellular component: neuron projection.